This is a messenger RNA of Penicillium atrosanguineum, 1488 nucleotides long. Its product is annotated as S-adenosylmethionine-dependent methyltransferase. Bases 1 to 1488 code for a protein of 495 amino acids. The record is from RefSeq and is a predicted model, not a curated record. The transcript is spliced from 2 exons. Gene Ontology annotation, molecular function: protein binding. Gene Ontology annotation, cellular component: nucleus. NCBI's taxonomy places the organism in Eukaryota, Fungi, Ascomycota, Eurotiomycetes, Eurotiales, Aspergillaceae.
AUGUCAACAUCUUUACCUUCAGUGACGACGAAAACAGAGCCCCGCUCUGCCCCUGAUGGUAUGGGCAAUGGGUUGUUCGCAACAUCAAACAUCAAGGUUGGCGAAGAUGUUGUGCAUGCCCGAGUGCCGUUUGUCGCAGUGCUCGACUCACCGCGUCUGGAGGACACCUGUUCCGGCUGCUUUGGAAAGAAGCAGAUGGGCGGAGAGACCGAUUUAAAGGCAUGCACAGGAUGCCGUGUGGUCAAAUACUGUGAUCGGUGCCCUAUCUUCCAGAAGCUCAAGCCCAUGGUUCUCCCAAACAAUGCUCGUGCUCUGUUGCGAAUGGUUCUGCGCACUGGACGCGGUAAAUACAGCGCACGGGAGCUGGAGAUCUUCAAUAAUCUGGAGACUCAUAUGGGCCAGAUUCAAGAAAUUCAAGCCCACCUUGACCGCGUCAAUCUGACUGCCAAGGCCGUCAAGGAAUACUCGCUGAGUGAAAUGUCCCACGAAGACAUCGCUGCCUACGCCGCUAGAGUAAGUGGCCCAUUGUCUCCCAAACAUUCAUGGCUAACAGGAGACUUCCAGUUGGAUCUCAACUCAUUCAAUCUCACCACGGCACUAUAUGACAAAAUCGGAUUAUACUUGCAUCCUUAUGCCUCUCUGAUCAACCACAGCUGUGAUUACAACGCCACGGUUGGAUUUGACGGCGAGGAGAUUUUUGUCAAAGCAGUCAAACCAAUCCAAAAGAACGAGCAAAUCUUCAUCUCAUACAUCGACACCACAACACCCAACGAAGUCCGGCGUAAGGAACUUAUCGAGCGCUACUUCUUCGACUGCCAAUGCUCAAAAUGUGCAAAGGGCAAAGAUUCCCCCGAAGAUCGCUUCUCUGUCCCAGUUGAAGACACAUCGGCCCUCGAAGCAGCCGAACGCCAGGCAUUGGAACUCAUGCAGUCCGCCUCAGCCGACGACGCAAAGCCAGACGAAGCAAUCGCAUAUCUCGAAUCAGCCCUGAACGCCCUCCACAGAGUCUCCAACUGGCCACUACACCGGCAACCCUACGCGUCCAUCCGCGACCAGCUCAUCGUCUCCCUCCUAGCCGGGAACAAGUUCAACAAAGCCUUCAUCCAAGCUGCGGUUCGGUAUCUGCGUGUUGAUCCAGAGCUGUACAGCCCAGCACAUCCGAUCAGACAAAUUCACGCCUGGAUUCUCGCAAAGCUUGCAAUCUACAUUUCUCAAGGCUUCGAGCCUAGCCCCAAAGAUCCGAUCCAGCUACAAGAUUUCGAGAUCAACUUCCACUAUAUCCUGUGGUACAUCCUGGCCGAUCUGGCUAGCAAACAGCUGGAGAGCUGUACUGUGCCGAGCUUCAAGCAAUUGGUUGGGGCCAACUUUGCCCAGGUGCAUAAUGAGUUCAAGUCGCAUGGGAUUGAUCCGAGUACACAAAAGGCCGUUGUUAGUGCCGAGUGGAAGAAAUUGGAGAGGCUUGUUCAGUGUGCAUUAGACACAGAAUAG